This is a messenger RNA of Aspergillus ruber CBS 135680, 942 nucleotides long. RefSeq lists its product as uncharacterized. NCBI's taxonomy places the organism in Eukaryota, Fungi, Ascomycota, Eurotiomycetes, Eurotiales, Aspergillaceae. The record is from RefSeq and is a predicted model, not a curated record. Gene Ontology annotation, biological process: regulation of DNA-templated transcription. Bases 111 to 632 code for a protein of 173 amino acids. Gene Ontology annotation, molecular function: DNA-binding transcription factor activity. The transcript has 5 exons.
AGGGCGGUGCAAUACGAAGGGGAUCGGUGGUCAUAUUUUGCAGAUCGAGUAAUAUUUGAUAAAUUCUGUUCCGGUUGAAAGCUUUAGAAUCAUUACCUGAACAAUUCACUAUGGCAGGACCUCAAACAUCGCCCAACCUCUACCCCGACCAAUACACUCUACAGCCCAAUGUGGAAUUCGUAUUCACCUCCGACGAGAACUGGUCUCACGUCGAGGACAUGGCCCUACGAAGACGAAUUCAGAACAAGGCCGCUCAGCGGAGAUAUCGCCGCAAAAUGAGAGACCAGCAAGCAGCAUCCACAGCGGGGCACCGAAGCCCCAUACCUUUGGCUAUGGAGCUUUCCCCCAAUCUGCCUUGGUAUCCCGAUUCUGUACAGGGGCCGAAUCCGAUAGCAACGGGAGAGCACACCCCGGCGCUAUCGUGGGAUUCAGAGACAGAUCCGUUUCUGAACGGGAUGCCGAAUAAGUCAUGGCAAUGCCAUCCGUCAGAAGAAUUGCUUUUUCCUCCCUCUGACACGAGCUUUUUAGAGCAGACCGGGCGGAGCUUCCACGGGGCAUUGCCUAUUGAUGAUCCAUUUAUUGCCGUCGGGAUGUCUGAACGUAAUUGCCAGAUACAAAUGCGGACCGGUUAGCGAAGCGCAUUAAGAAGACACUGGACGAAUUAUCUCUACUCUACGAUAUUGGUAUCGAACUGGAGUUGAUACCCCAGGAUAACGAUAUGUUUAUUCAGUUGGAGAAUCUGAAGAAGGGGUUUUGUAAGGCCAUGAAGGUGGCAUAAAAAUAGGUCGAGGCGGUCACUAUAAAAAUUGUUUUUUAGCGUGCUGCAGUCUCUAAUCUCAACUCAUGGAAGAUGACACUUUCGUUGAAGCUUUCUAAAUAAUUACAGGAUAGGGUUUGUCGAUACCAUUACUAGUAAUAUCUAGUCAAGGACUACAAGGUGGC